Messenger RNA from Xenopus laevis (African clawed frog), 3494 nucleotides. RefSeq names its product oxysterol binding protein like 3 L homeolog (gene osbpl3.L). The record is from RefSeq and is a predicted model, not a curated record. The transcript is spliced from 24 exons. Gene Ontology annotation, molecular function: lipid binding; sterol binding; cholesterol binding. NCBI's taxonomy places the organism in Eukaryota, Metazoa, Chordata, Amphibia, Anura, Pipidae. Gene Ontology annotation, cellular component: endomembrane system; cytoplasm; cytosol. The coding region runs from base 533 to 3265 and encodes 910 amino acids.
CACGCCCUGUGUGGAACCUCCCCGUUCUUAGUUGUGCUGCCUGCACAGGAGAAGGACCCGUUCGUGGAAUCUGCCUGGACUUUGUUUUGUUGUCCCCGCAACUCUAGAGACGCGCCGAGGAAAGCGGAACUACGGGAGCCGCUGCGGCGUGGAGUCUUGUUGUUGCCGCUCACAGUGAUCUGCCACGAGCGCUCGGACUGUAGUCGCACGGCAGCUGGCGAGGCGAUUACAUGACGGCUUCUUGCAGGAACACAGAUUUUAUUCCCUGAUCAUUUGCCUACUUGCUAAAGAAAUGCACAGAAUCUGACUCCACUCAUGUUCCUUACUUCCUUGUGAUAUUCAAUGAGAAUCUAGUUUUCUACACUUCAAGACUUCUGCUAUCAGCCUUGUUGCCACAGAAGGUUUAGAGUAAUGCCUCAUCACAGCAAAAAAGAUGACUGAAGAACUGCAUAUAUCUGGAGUUCAUCAGCUUUUAUUACAUAAGUAUCGUUGGUGGAGUUAUUGUCUUUCCUGAGGGCAGAACAGACCAUUUAUGAUGGGUGAAGAAAGAAGUCGGGGUGUCUCCCAAAGAAUGCUGUCUCCAUCAAGAAGCACAAGCAGCUGUUCCUCUAAGCUGGGGAGUCGACAGACCAAUCACAUUCAUCCUCAGAAGACCGUAGAAUUAAUAAAGAACCUAUGGGUAAGAAGAAGGCAGCUAAAAAAUCACAACUUGUGCUUAGCCUGUGACAAAGCAGCUUUGAACACAAAGAAAUUAUGUGGAGAAUGCCUUCAGAAAGCUGGAAGUGAUUCCAGCUCCAAAUUUCAGACUCCGUGGAUGGAUAGCUGGGAGAUUGUCGAAGGCCUUCGGAGUAGCACGAAUUAUGUUCAGGAGCCGGAGAAGCAAGAGGGGUUCCUUUUGAAGAAGAGAAAGUGGCCGCUGAAAGGCUGGCACAAGCGAUAUUUCUUCUUGGACAAAGGAAUUUUAAGAUAUUCCAAAAGCCAGGCAGAUAUGGAAAGAGGCAAGUUACAUGGCUGCAUUGAUGUUGGGCUAUCUGUUAUGUCUGUGAAAAAAUCCACAAAGUGCAUUGAUCUUGACACAGAGGAACAUAUAUACCAUUUGAAGGUGAAAUCUCCAGAGGUUUUUGAAGAGUGGGUGCUGAAGCUUCGGGAUCACAGGCUUUAUCGUCAGAAUGAAAUAUCUGUGUUUCCACAUGACCUAAAUGCUCAGUUCUUCCCAAUGAUCUCAACCACAGAAUCAGCUUCCAGUGCUUUUGAUCCUGUUCCCAGUCCUCAGGAUUUCAAUAGAAAGAAUUCUCUGAAGCUUGGUAACAAUCUACCAUUCUCUUGUUUAAAUAAUGACACACGGGUUCCAACAUGGCUCCAGUCUUCAGAUGAAAUGGAGAAAUGUGCAAAAGAACUUUCACAGUGUCAAAGUUAUAUAGUGGAAAUGAGUAACCUUUUGCAGAACAUGGAGGUUCUUCAUAGGACAUAUUCAGCCCCUUCUAUAAAUGCCAUUCAGAUUGGUACCAUUGAAAGCCCUAAAAAAGAAAAAGGGAUACACAGGAGAAAGUGGAGGUCAAAAGGUUUGAAUAAAGAUUCCAAGGGAUCCUUACAGGUUCCUUCAGCUGGAGUUAUGAGACUGCAUGCAUCCAACCCAAAUUUAUCAACCAUAGAUUACGCAGAGGAAAAGCAAUAUUCUGGUGGGGUAGAAAAUGCAGAGUUCACCAAGAUACAAGACAGUCUGUGUCAAAUUGCAAAUAAAGCUUAUUUCUCUUUGAAAUCCGCUUAUAAUACAGUCUUCUCAGAGAGGGAAAAACUGAAGCAGUUUCUAGAACAUGAAUCAUCCCUAUCUGCUCCAAUUGCUGGCCUAAAGAAUGCAUUAGCCUCGGAUAGUCCAUGUGAGGAAGGAAAGACUCUGGUUCAUCAGUUGUCCAACGAGAGCCGCUUGUCAAUCACAGACUCCCUUACAGAGUUCUAUGAUGCUCAGGAAGUGCUGCUCUCCUCGAGCUCAUCUGAAAAUGAGGUGUCAGAUGAUGACUCGUACGUCAGUGACAUAAGUGAUAACCCUUCAGAGGAUAACCUGAGCAAUGAUAUUGACAGUGAAAGACAAUCAUUAAAUGGAGGUUCUUUAACAACAGUGGAUGGUUGCUACAAGCACAGAACCUGUCUUCCUGCUACAUGCCCGAACACAAGCAACAUAAGUUUGUGGAACAUUCUUCGGAACAAUAUUGGUAAAGACCUCUCCAGAGUAUCUAUGCCCGUGCAGCUGAACGAGCCUUUGAGCACUCUGCAGCGACUUUGUGAAGAACUGGAAUAUAGCAGUUUACUGGACAAGGCAGCACAAACUCAGGACCCAUUUGAACGAAUGGUUUACGUUGCUACAUUUGCAGUAUCUGCAUAUGCUUCAAGCUUCUACAGAUCAGGCAGCAAGCCGUUUAACCCUGUUCUAGGAGAGACCUAUGAAUGUAUCAAAGAAGACCAAGGCUUCAGGUUUAUAUCGGAGCAGGUCAGCCAUCACCCACCCAUAUCUGCUUGUCAUGCUGAUUCAGAAAAUUUUGUCUUCUUCCAAGAUAUGAGGUGGAAAAAUAAGUUUUGGGGAAAGUCUAUGGAAAUUGUCCAAAUUGGAACAACAAAUUUGAUCUUACCUGGGUUUGGGGACCAUUAUAAGUGGAACAAGGUGACCUCUUGCAUCCAUAACAUCCUAAGUGGGCAGCGAUGGAUAGAGCAUUAUGGGGAAAUCAUUAUCAAGAACAACAACAGUGACGCCUGCCAUUGUAAAGUAACCUUUCUGAAGACUAAAUAUUGGAAUCCAAAUGUGCAUGAAAUUGAAGGGACCAUCAUGGACCGAAAUGGCAAAGUGGUACAUCGCCUCUUUGGCAAAUGGCAUGAAAGUAUAUUUUAUGGUUCUCCCUCUGAACCCACCUGCAUCUGGAGAGCAAAUCCAAUGCCUAAGGACGCAGAGCUUUAUUAUGGAUUCACAAAAUAUGCUUUUCAGCUGAAUGAAAUGGACCCGAAAAUUAAGUGUUUUCUGCCAAGUACUGACACUCGAUUUAGACCAGACCAGAGAUACCUCGAAGAAGGAAAUACUGAUUCAGCUGAAAUGCAAAAAGAAAGAAUAGAACAACUGCAAAGGGAAAGGAAGAAAGUCUUAGAAGAGAACAAUUUGGAGCAUCAACCUCGAUUUUUCCGGAAAACUAGUGACGAUUCAUGGGUGACAAAUGGGACCUACUGGCAGCUUAGAAAAGAGCCAGGAUUUGCUAAAAUUGACUGUCCUGUAUUGUGGUGAAAGGCAUUACAUUCUGUCAAGUGCUCAUAUGAACAAUAUAUAAAUCCUAUACGCAACACUCCUUAAUCUCUAUGUUGGAGAUCCAGUUCUCUAACCUAGACCCAAUGUGGUUUAAUAGAAAACUAUAUUCUCUAGUAUAUCCUGACCCAAGAUAAUGUCAAAAAAGCUAAAUAGUUUUCUUCGAGGGUCACCGCCUCACCCCUUUAAAACCAAACACACAUGGAAUCCA